AUGAUUCAUGAUUAUGAUCGCCUAGUUGAAGUAGCAGCCCAUGUGGAGAUCAUGGUAGAGGCAGAGAAGAGAGCGGGGACUACUAGUGUUGCAGGAUCUCGACAGUUUGGAGGUUUUCAGAUGGGCCAGGGACAAAGACAGUCUUACCUGCUAGAUCAGUCAAGGCAAGCAUCUAGGGCAACACAAGGGGCCACCUCAGCACAAUCUGCACAAUGGACUUAUGCUCAAAGAGGUGACUUAGGAGAACCAAGGUCACAGGGAAGGGCGUAUGUCGUCAUCGCUUCAAAGCAGACAUCGGGACUGUCAAUUGUGAGAGCAGCCAUUAUAAAGGACAGAGAUGGUGUAAUCCAGGAUGAGUUUCCUAGGGUAGUAUGCGAGUAUCUUGAUGUCUUUUUUGAAGAUCUCACUGAAUUACCUCCACACCGGGAAGUUAAGUUCACUACAGAUCUAAUACCGGGUACAACGCCCAUUUCCUUGUCACCAUAUAGGUUUGCUUUAGCUGAAUUGGCUGUCCUGAAAGAACAAUUGCAGAAGUUGUUAAGUAAGGGCUUCAUACGCCCUAGCAACUUAACUUGGAAAGCUUCAGCUUUGCUUGCAAAGAAGAAAGAGGGGUCAUUAAGAUUGUGUAUAGAUUACUGUAAAUUGAAUCAAGUUAUAGAAGUGAAGUUUUUGGGUCACGUAGUUUUGGGAGAUGGGGUUAUGGUGGAUUCCUCAAAGGUAAAGGCGAUACGGAAUUGGGAACAACCUAAAAAUGCGACAGAGAUUUGUAGUUUCCUGGGUUUAGCUAGUUACUACCGUCGAUUUGUAAGGAAUUUCUCUUCAAUCGCUUCACCUUUGACAAGGUUAACUCGUAAAGGAGUGAAAUUUGUUUGA
Camellia sinensis is the source of this 873-nucleotide messenger RNA. The record is from RefSeq and is a predicted model, not a curated record. Lineage: Eukaryota; Viridiplantae; Streptophyta; Magnoliopsida; Ericales; Theaceae.